GUUAGGAAAAAAGGAAGCUAAAAUGGGGCAGAGCAGGCCGAGUCAGCUCGCCAGGAUCUUACUGAGUCGCGAAGCCGAGUCCAAAUAUCCCCCACCCAAAAACAAACACACAAAAAUUUCACACACAAACAGGUGUGGAAAAAAUGGAGAAGAAAUUGGGAGUCUUCUUUACUACUACUACUAUAGUAACCCCAUAUCAACAACAGCCUCUCUCUCUAUCUUCUCUAACCCUAACGCAAACAUCCAAACGCCCCUUUUCUUCCCUCUCCCUCUUUCUCUCUCUACUAUUCGCACGCUUUUGCGUAUCCAUCUGCUUCGCCGACUCCAUUCUCUCUUUUUCCCUCGAAAUUGUACAACUCCUGUUUUAUCCUCUUCGUCUCCCAGCCUUCGGUCGUUCCGUUGUACGCCUUCUCUCGUUGGAGACCUUGAAGCGCCUAGGGGUUUGUGUACUUCAGCUUGAUUUGAGUCUUUAUAAUUUAAACAUGUACCACUAUUGACUUUGGAGCCAGAAUCCGGUUUAAUGGAUCAAUCUAGGGGGCCUUCAAUGGAGGGUGCUGGGGCUUCUAUAAAAAAGAGGAGAAGCCAAACAUCACGCCGACCUAGACCUGAAGGACAACCACUCUCUGAUCAAUCUCCUUUGUCAGUGGCACCAGGUUCAGAUGAUAUGGGUAAGGUCUCUAGUGAUGAGAAUAUUGGUGAUGGAAACUCUGGGGGGAAAAUGUUCAAUUUGAGUCAGUGUGUGUCGAGAUCCUUACCUGUUGGUGGCUCAAAUGGUGCUGCAAGUAAUGGUACAUGUAAUGGAGCAGGAAGUGAGAAUAGACCUAAAAAAGUUAAGCUGAAGGUUGGUGGCGUGACACGCACACUUCAGACUAAAUCUAGUUCUAAUGGAGAAUCGGGGAGUGGGUCUACAGCAAAAGCCAGUCACUCCUCUGAUAAUGCCCAGCCACGACAGAGGCUGAUCCCACAGGAAAGUUCUGAUGAAUACCAUUCCCCACCUCUCAAUAAGAAAGCCACCUUAAAAGGUGUUCCAUGGAAAGAUUUCUCUAAAAGUAGUUUCACUUUUGGGAGAGAGGAUAUGGGGAAGACAUCGGCGAAAAAUUCCAUUGAGAAGCAUGGAGAUAAGCCGGAUGCAGUUCGUAAGAGCAGAAGGGUUCCUAAGAAACGAGUUUUGGAUGGGGAUUUUGAUGAAGAUGACGAUGAUGAGAUAAGGUAUCUGGAGAAACUGAAGACUUCAAGGUUUUCUGGAUAUAAGGAUUUGGAGGCACAGUCAACCAGAAAAUUGCAGAAGGGUGUGAAGAAUGAAAAUACAGAAGAUACUGCAAGGCGAGAUUCUAGGAAACCCAGAUCUGGAGACACGGACUAUGAAGAGGAAGACGAACUUUCCUCUGAUGGCGAUGCUGAAGGGAAGAAGAAGAAAAAGCAAAAGAGGGAUCUGACAGAGUUACCAUCAGAAAACAAGAGAGAGAUAGCUCUGACAACUCGUCAACGAGCCCUUCUAAGCAAGGAUGCCCCAGAAGUGGGUGCAAGUCAAAUUGAGUUCCCAAACGGGUUACCACCGGCUGCACCUCGAAAACAAAAGGAGAAAUUAACGGAAGUAGAGCAACAGCUGAAGAAGGUGGAGGCUGCUCAGAGACGUAGAUUGCAGAACGAGAAAGCUGCUCGUGAAUCAGAGGCAGAGGCGAUCAGAAAAAUACUCGGUCAAGAUUCCAGUAGGAAGAAAAGGGAAGAGAAGAUUAAGAAGCGCCAGGAAGAAUUAGCACAGGGGAAGGCGACGAAUGCUCAAAUGCUUACAUCAAACACUAUCAGGACAGUCAUGGGACCUACGGGGACUACUGUCACAUUCCCUCAAGACCUGGGCUUGCCCAAAUUUUUCGAAUCCAAACCUUAUAGCUAUCCACCUCCUCGGGAGAAAUGUGCUGGGCCGUCUUGUACCAAUGAUUACAAGUACCGCGAUUCAAAGUCGAAGCUUCCUCUUUGCAGUUUGGAAUGCUACAAGGCUGUUAAUGAAGAUAUGCACACUCAGAAGGCUUGCUAAAAGUAUGGCCUUUCUUUUGUCAGUUAAAGAGAUGUGGAUUGUGGGGUGAUUAUCUCUCUACUCCAAGUUUCCUUUCUCAAAGGUAGAAAGAUAGGUUGGAAAUGGGCUCUGUAAUUGGUCCUCUACAUGCAAAGAUUUUGUUUUUUGCAGGAAACUUCCAUUUGAUCAAA
Molecule: messenger RNA, 2205 nt
Organism: Salvia hispanica
Lineage: Eukaryota; Viridiplantae; Streptophyta; Magnoliopsida; Lamiales; Lamiaceae
Biological process (GO): chromatin remodeling
Cellular component (GO): Ino80 complex
Source: RefSeq, a predicted model, not a curated record